GAAGUAUGUACUAUAUAGUCUACUAUAAAGUUCAUGGGUCACUAAAGAGGAAGUAGGUGUCCUCUUGUCUGUGUGUACACGGCUGUCUGCAGACAGGUGGGUCCGCCGCGGUUCAGGGUCAGCGGCUCUGAGUUCAGCUCUGCCGCCCGUCCUGCACAUCAGCGGCAGCGGAGCGCAUUUCCUCUGAGGCGUGUCAGACUCCGGGGCUUCGCAGCUCUCUCUCUCCUCUGGGCUGCAGGACGGCAAGCUUUCCUGACAGGCGCUGGACUGCAUCAGUCUCCCGUGGAAAUAAACAAACAAACAAGUAAACAACAUGAGUUCGUACAGCAGUAGCACAUCGACCGCUGAGGACAUGAGCGACGAGCUGGAGACUUUGGGGUGGUACCACUCUGACUUGUCCCGCCACGCUGCAGAGGCACUUCUCUUGUCCAAUGGAAGUGAUGGAAGUUACCUCCUCCGAAACAGUAACGAGGGUCCCGGCUGCUUCGCCCUGUCUGUCAGGGCUAAGGACUCAGUCAAGCAUUUCCAUGUGAUGCGCAAGGACAGUGGUUAUGCCUUUGGUUUCAAUGAGUUUGCAUCCCUUCAAGACUUUGUCAACCACUUUGCCAACCAGCCUCUGCUAGGCAGUGACACAGGAACUCUUAUCGUCCUGAAAUGCCCGUAUCCUUGGCGCGUGGAGGAGCCAUCGAUCUACGAGUCUGUGCGAGUUCACACGGCCAUCCAGACAGGACGCACGGAAAACGAUCUUGUGGCGAAUGCACCAUCGCUGGGUACAAAGGAGGGCUACCUGGUGAAGCAAGGAGCCAUUGUGAAGAACUGGAAACAGAGGUGGUUCACACUCAACAGAUAUGAACUCAAAUACUUCAAAGACAAAAUGUGCGAGGAGCCCCUCCGCACCCUGGAUCUGAGGGCCUGCUCUGCAGUCCAGUUUGACUACUCUCAGGACCGAGUCAACUGUUUCUGUCUAGUGUUUCCUGAGAGGACGUUUUAUCUUUGUGCAAAGACGGGCGUUGAGGCGGACGAGUGGAUCAAGAUCCUGAGGUGGAAACUGUCACAGAUAAGAAAAGGUCGAUGACACAGGAGAAGCUCAACCUUCACUGAAGAAAACACACUGGAUGUGGAUGGAAAGUGACCAGCACAAUUUAAAGAAAAGAUUAAGAGCGACCAACACGAGGAGCAGUGUGGAACCAAUUUCCCUGUGGUAGCUGGACCAUCACAACGACCAUGUGACACUCCACUCUCUUUUAUGGUAUAUUUCUUUGUUUAAAAAAAAAAAAGUUUUGAUGAACUUCCUGCUGGACUUCGCACUGGAUCUUCCUCCUGGGCAACUGUCAAUAACCCUUAUAUUGACACAAUGUCAGGUAUUAACAUUUACUUACUGUUAAAGAAAAUGCCAAAAGCACUUCUGUGGCAGAGUGUAAUUUUUGUUUUAAUAAAUAAAAUGGGUACAUGAAGGAGUCACAGACCUUAUUAAUUUUAAAAAGAAAAGCAAGCAUGAGGAGGACGUACAAGACACUCAAUUGUUAGAAAAAAGCAUUACCAACACCACAAGUAACACAACAACAUAAUCAUUCUAAGAGGUGUGUGUGUGAUUGUGUCUGUGUCCAUGAUGCUGCAUUCAUGUCCUAUGUGAAAGACAGUAGAUACAAGCUUUGUAAAAAAAAAAAAAAAAAAAAAAAUCCCUUUAGCUUUUAAA
Molecule: messenger RNA, 1696 nt
Organism: Myripristis murdjan (pinecone soldierfish)
Lineage: Eukaryota; Metazoa; Chordata; Actinopteri; Holocentriformes; Holocentridae
Gene: dapp1
Product: dual adaptor of phosphotyrosine and 3-phosphoinositides
Exons: 9
Coding region: 314-1075 (253 amino acids)
Source: RefSeq, a predicted model, not a curated record